This is a messenger RNA of Fomitiporia mediterranea MF3/22, 1725 nucleotides long. RefSeq lists its product as uncharacterized. The transcript has a single exon. The record is from RefSeq and is a predicted model, not a curated record. Lineage: Eukaryota; Fungi; Basidiomycota; Agaricomycetes; Hymenochaetales; Hymenochaetaceae. Bases 1 to 1725 code for a protein of 574 amino acids.
AUGGACGGCGUCUAUAAAACGUCCCAAGUUGCAGACGAUGGUGGUGGCAGUGUUUCUGAACCGCCCCAGACCUCUACUAAUCGAAGUCUUCCUCGACUUUUGAUUCCUAGCGAAGAGGUGCCACUCCCUCUAUCAGCACGCAUACCGUCACCGGCGUCGCCAUCCAAGCUAAGUCCGGUGCCGAGGUCACCAAAGCGCAAUCCCGGGGACGAACCGGUACUAGACUCCACUCUGGAACGGAAGGACGAAAGGGAAGGCCUGAUAGAAGAUACGGAAACUUGCGUCUUUGGGAUUUACCGUGACCGACGGCGCACGUACAACGUCCUUGCCGACCUUGCGAUUCAAUCAGUGUCCGAAGCGCCGCGUACGCCUUCGAGCCGUUCCUCUCCUACCGUCUCACCGCGCUCGAGUUUGCUCAUUUCUUCUGCGUCUAUGUACACACCGGACUCGAGGCGGCCUUCCCCGACUUGCACAGGUGCUGAGACGCCUGUCUUACGAUUGGUCUCGCAGAUUAACACGACGAGCCAAGAAUCACUUGUAUUAACAACAGAUGACUCGGAAGGGGCUGACGGAAGCUCUGGAAGUCAUGGUACACGGCCUUCUCCACUCACUCCGGACACGUCUCCUCCACCUUCACCUAGUUGCGAAAGCGGAACAUCUAGACAUACGUCUAUGACCACUAUGACGUUUGCUCCAAACAUUGUUGGCGAAAGAGGCAAAUCGUUAGACGUCACGAGGGACAUAUCCAACGACGUUAAUACCACGAAGACAUCGUCACCUCCUGAAUCACCGUCGGUUUAUUCAUUCGAUGAAGCAACAUCUCUAAGUUGCUAUUCAAGUGGGAGUAUGACGCAGAGUGCUACAAGCACGAGUGUAGUCGGUGUUGCAUUUAAGCAAUCGAACGGUAUAGGUGUUGCAGUUACCGGAGGAGUUGGACGCACAGAUGGACUUAAUGGGUAUGGGCGUGUACAAAUUGUCAAUAUUGCUGGGCCUGAGUCGGAAGCGCGCACGAGGUAUUCGGAUGAGCGGCAUGAGAAACCAAUUUGUACGCAUUGCGGGUCACCAUCACCGCCAAGAAUGGCAAUUUCCCAAUCAAAGGUGUACGAAGACUAUGCUUAUAAUCAGUAUAACCAACGGACUCGUGCACCAUCUAUACCCCCACGACCAACGACGUCCAGUGGCAUAUUGCACCGUCUACAUGCAUCGCCUUCCAUUUCGAGCACGAUGUCCAGUAUGUCAAAUACGUCGUCUGAGAAGAACACGCGAAGCAUUAGUUCGAGUUCCGGUGGUGGUGGUUUCUUCUCAAGAGCGCGUUUCAGAUCAAACAAAAAGAGUCAACCAUCUCUAGUUCCUACUACACCUACACCACCGAAUACCCUCGCGCAUGCACAUUCUAUCGCAUCAUUUGACCAUCGUGCAGUCCCGUUUACGCCGGCCAUCCCAACAGAAUGGCACGUAGGUGCUGUUCCGUCUCCUCGGGAAAAUCCUCGCGAAGUUAAGAAGGCCGCAAAGGCAGAAGAAAAGCGACGAAAGAAAGCAGAGGAAAAGGCUCGCAGAGAGGCAUUAGCCGCACAGUUCAGUCAAGCGCGAAAGAAGUGUAAGGAUGGAAAGAGUGCUUCUUCGAUGACAGGUUCAAGUGAGCGAAGACGAGGGGCAAACGAUUGGCUCGAGGAGACCGAUGGGAUGUAUGGCAGUGCGAAUUUGACAUCAUGGGGAGGCUUGUAG